Panicum hallii is the source of this 1023-nucleotide messenger RNA. RefSeq names its product NAD(P)H dehydrogenase (quinone) FQR1-like. The record is from RefSeq and is a predicted model, not a curated record. The transcript has 4 exons. NCBI's taxonomy places the organism in Eukaryota, Viridiplantae, Streptophyta, Magnoliopsida, Poales, Poaceae. Gene Ontology annotation, molecular function: NAD(P)H dehydrogenase (quinone) activity; FMN binding. The coding region runs from base 104 to 718 and encodes 204 amino acids.
UGCGUUUCUCGAACCCAUUAAACAAAGACAAGGCCAGCCUCCCCGUCCUCGAUCCUUCGCCUACCUCCAGAUCUCAGAUCCGAAGAGCUCCGGCCCUUCUCCAAUGGCGGUCAAGGUCUACGUCGUGUUCUACUCCACUUACGGGCAUGUCGCCAAGCUAGCUGAGGAGAUCAAGAAAGGCGCCGCCUCUGUCGAAGGUGUGGAGGUUAAGAUAUGGCAGGUCCCUGAGACUCUGUCCGACGAGGUGCUCGGCAAGAUGGGCGCGCCCCCGAAGACGGACGCGCCGAUCAUCACGCCGCAGGAGCUCGCGGAUGCGGACGGGAUCCUCUUCGGGUUCCCCACGCGCUUCGGCAUGAUGGCCGCGCAGAUGAAGGCCUUCUUCGACGCCACCGGCGGCCUGUGGCGGGAGCAGAGCCUGGCCAGCAAGCCAGCCGGCAUCUUCUUCAGCACCGGCACCCAGGGCGGCGGGCAGGAGACCACGCCGCUGACGGCGGUGACGCAGCUGACGCACCACGGGAUGGUGUUCGUGCCGGUGGGGUACACGUUCGGCGCCAAGAUGUUCGGCAUGGACAGCGUGCAGGGCGGCAGCCCGUACGGCGCCGGCACGUUCGCCGGGGACGGCUCGCGGUGGCCGACGGAGGUGGAGCUGGAGCACGCCUUCCACCAGGGCAAGUACUUCGCCGGCAUCGCCAAGAGGCUCAAGGGCGGCUCCACCUGAUGGCUCGCGCGCCAUCUAUCAUCACCGGCGGCGGCGACGCGGCGAUCGCCAUGCAUGGCCAUGCCCAUGCUCGCGCGUAGCUACGGCGCCUACAUAUACAGUUACACACCCUGCGCGGCUGUGCAGCAUCUACAUAUAGCUGUUCCUGUGGAUCUCGAUCGUUCGCCACUCUAUACGGCAGCGUGUGAUUCGGUCGGUCUUAUUGUGGUCUUUGAUUGAACUGCUCGUGGAUUGGAUUUGGUAUGCGGAUUGUGCAUUUGUGCUUGACAUACCAUCGUAUGAUCGUAUCACCGCGUGCUCUUUUA